Zea mays is the source of this 950-nucleotide messenger RNA. RefSeq lists its product as uncharacterized. Gene Ontology annotation, molecular function: iron ion binding; protein binding. The transcript has 6 exons. Lineage: Eukaryota; Viridiplantae; Streptophyta; Magnoliopsida; Poales; Poaceae. The record is from RefSeq and is marked provisional. The coding region runs from base 21 to 806 and encodes 261 amino acids.
CGCAGUCACAGCCCCUCACCAUGGCUGCCACACUCUCCUCCGUGGCUGCCCCUUCCCUCCCCAAGCACAUCCCCGUUACCAGAGCUCAGCAGCAGGCGCCUCCUUCCAUCAUCUCGGCAUCAACUCAGAAGACUGCCUUCCAUGGGGUGUCGCUGGUGGUGGACAGGAGGUGGGCGGCCGGCCACCGGAGAGGCGGCGGCCGGCGGAGGCUGCUGCAGGUGAACGCGAGGACCGCCGCCAAGAACAUCGAGGUGGAGGUCGAGAAGCCGCUUGGCUUAGCCUUGGGCCAGAAGCCCGGUGGUGGCGUCGUCAUCACUUCUGUGGAGUCUGGAGGGAAUGCAGCCAGAGCCGGUCUGAAAACCGGGGACCAGGUCCUGUACACAAGCAGCUUCUUCGGAGACGAGCUGUGGCCUGCGGAUAAGCUUGGGUUCACCAAGACAGCCAUCCAAGCGAAGUCAGACUCCGUCUACUUCGUCGUGAGCAGGGGUGCCGAAGUUGACGUGAAGCGCCUACCUAAGAGGCCGGCGCCACCCCGGUUUGGACGGAAGCUGACUGAUUCACAAAAGGAGAGAGCAACGCACGUCUGCCUUGAUUGUGGGUACAUAUACUUCCUACCCAAGCCUUUUGACGAACAGCCCGACGACUACGGUUGCCCACAGUGCAACGCGCCGAAGAAGCGGUUUGCGAGGUACGACGCUGCCACCGGGAAGGCCAUCGGCGGCGCUCUGCCGCCUAUCGCCGUGAUCGUAAGUUUGGUGAUCGGCAUCGCUGGGGUAGGAGCUCUGCUCGUGUACGGCCUGCAGUAGCCUGCUCGUUCUUGUUCAGAACCUUUUUUUUUUUUUGCUGUGCUCAAGAAGCUCAGCUGACUGCUGCUGUACUCUGUCUCACAAGACAUUCCGAGUGAUAUACAUACAUAAAAGGGAAGAAGGAAAUACACAGUAUUUGAGGCU